This is a messenger RNA of Lethenteron reissneri (Far Eastern brook lamprey), 6363 nucleotides long. RefSeq names its product Rho guanine nucleotide exchange factor 7 (gene ARHGEF7). Gene Ontology annotation, cellular component: lamellipodium; cytoplasm. Gene Ontology annotation, molecular function: protein binding; guanyl-nucleotide exchange factor activity. The record is from RefSeq and is a predicted model, not a curated record. NCBI's taxonomy places the organism in Eukaryota, Metazoa, Chordata, Hyperoartia, Petromyzontiformes, Petromyzontidae. Gene Ontology annotation, biological process: lamellipodium assembly; intracellular signal transduction.
UGUGACGGGUUGCUAGGGUAACAGUUGCAAGGUGUGGUAACUGGUUGCUAUGUGAUGGGUGACUGGUUACUACGUGAUGGGUGACUGGUUGCUAAGUGAUGGGUGACUGGUUGCUAGGUGAUGAGUAACUGGUUGCUAGGUGAUGGGUAACUCGUUGCUAGGUGAUGGGUUGCUGAUUACUACGUGAUGGGUUGCUAGGUGAUGGGUGACUAGUUACUAUGUGAUGGGUAACUGGUUGCUAGGUGAUGGGUGACUGGUUGCUAGGUGAUGAGUAACUGGUUGCUAAGUGAUGGGUUGUUGGUUGCUAGGUGAUGGGUUGCUGGUUGCUAUGUGAUGGGUUGCUGGUUGCUACGUGAUAGGUUGCUGGUUGCUAUGUGAUGGGUGGCUGGUUACUAUGUGAUGGGUUGCUGGUUGCUAUGUGAUGGGUGGCUGGUUGCUAGGUGAUGGGUGACUGGUUACUACGUGAUUGGUUGCUAGGUGAUGGGUGACUGGUUGCUAGGUGAUGGGUGACUGGUUGCUAGGCGACAGGAUAAGCGGCCAUCACAUGGCGCUGGAAUGUGAAUGUGGAGGACGCGAAAUCGGAGCCGAGCGCGCGUGGGCGCCAGGAGGCGCCAGGAGGCGCGAAUCUGUCGACAGCGAAACGGAAUCAGACUGGCGUCCAGAGCUCGCGAACAACGGCGACUGCCGGGGAAGAGAGAGAGACGAGCAGGAGCAGCGGCGAGGGCGAGCUGGGCCGUGCGAAGGGUGAGCGCACGCCGAGACGCAGCAGCUGCCACAACCCAGACGCCCGCCACCACCGCACCCUUGUCUCACCACCAACAUUUGGACAUGACGGAGAGCGGCGGGCACACGGCGGUGGUGCGUGCGCGCUUCGACUUCCAACGCAACAACGAGGAUGAACUGUCGUUCAGCAAGGGCGACAUCAUCACGGUGACGCGUCCCGAGGACGGGGGCUGGUGGGAGGGCACGCUCGCCGGCCGCACCGGCUGGUUCCCCAGCAACUACGUGCGUGAGCUCAAGGGCAACGAAAGACCUACGUCGCCCAAAUCGAAAAGUACUGGCAAGAGCGUGGACAGCCCGAUCUCCAACAAGGGCUACUACAAUGUGGUGCUGCAGAAUAUCGUGGAGACGGAGCGCGAGUACUGCCGAGAGCUGCAGCACCUCCUCGGCAACUUCUUGAGGCCGCUGCACAACUCCGACAAGCUCUCUGCCACGGAUGUGUCCACGCUGAUGGGAAACCUGGAGGACGUGUGCGCCUUCCAGCAGGGCCUGGUGCAGGCCCUUGAGGACUGUACAAAGUUGCCAGAGUCCCAGCAGACAGUGGGCGGCUGCUUCAUGUCCCUAAUGAAUCAGAUGCAUGGCCUCUACCUGGCGUACUGCUGCAACCACCCCUGGGCCGUGCGCACCCUCCAGGAGCACAGUGAGAUGCUGGGAGAGUUCAUGGAGAGCAAAGGUGUGAGUAGCCCUGGCCUGCUCAUGCUCACCACCAGCUUGAGCAAGCCCUUCAUGCGUCUCGACAAGUACCCGACCCUGCUGAAGGAGUUGGAAAGGCACAUGGAGGACAUUCACCCGGACAGAAACGACAUCCACGGGGGCAUGACGGCAUUCAAGACCCUGGCGACGCAGUGCCGCGAGAUGAGGAAACGCAAGGAGCUGGAGCUACAGAUGAUGACGGAGCCGAUCCGCGGCUGGGAGGGCGAGGACAUGAAGGCGCUGGGCAGCAUCGUGUACAUGAGCCAGGCCGUGGUGCAGGCGACUGGCAGCGAGGACCGGACGGAGCGCUUCCUGCUGCUCUUCCCGAGUGUGCUGGUGCUGCUGUCGGCGAGUCCACGCAUGAGCGGCUUCAUCUUCCAGGGAAAGUUCCCGCUCAGUGGCAUGUCCUUCACCAAGAUGGAGGACGGGGAUGUCUACCGCAACGCAUUUGAAAUUAACGGGAACACGAUGGACCGCAUGCUGGUCUGGUGCCAGGGCCCACAAGAGGUGCAGGCCUGGCUCGAGCACCUCCACCGGCAGAGCCGCACCACUCCGCAUGGCGGCGCCAGCAUCCUCAAGUCCACACAGUCGCACUCGCUCCCGGCGCCCGUCUUAGCCAGCGCGACAGGGAAGCACGCUGACGGGGCUUCCAAGCCGCUGCCGGUGAACCCGGGCUACCGCACGCUACCACUUGCGGGCAGCCACGGGAGUCACGGCGCACACCACGUCCACCUGCAGACCUGGGGGCUCCUGGAGCCGCCCAAGACGGCCAAGCCCUGGAGCCUGAGCUGCCUUCGCCCGGCACCGCCGCUCCGCCCGUCCGCCGCGCUCAUUUACAAGGAGGAGCUGAGCAGGAGCCCGAAAACCAUGAAGAAGCUGCUGCCAUCUCGCAAGACACGGAAACCGUCAGACGAGGACUUUGUGAGGAAGAGUUCCGCAGCUGCACUUGAGGAAGAUACGCAGAUUCUGAAGGUGAUCGAGGCGUACUGUACCAGCGGCAAGACCCGGCAGACACUCAACUCCACCUGGCAGGCGACUGACCUGAUGCACAACCACGUUCUGUCUGACUGUGAGCUGGCAGGGCCAGAGGGGAUGGCCAGGCACGCCAGCCUGUCUCGCUGGGACUCUGCUGACCUCCUUUGUAACAAGGACGUGGCCCCCCAAGUGCUGCUCCCUGAAGAAGAGAAGAUGAUUGUCGAGGAGAGGAAGAGCAAUGGGCAGACGGUCACGGAGGAGAAGAGCCUGGUCGACACUGUGUAUGCCCUGAAGGACCAAAUACAAGAGCUGAGACAGGAGACUCGGCGGUUGAGACAUGGCCUGGAAGAAGAGGCCAAGUCCCGGAAGGAGUUGGAAAAGAUCCUCAAGCGGUGCCUCAAGGUCCCGAAUGACGCGUCGUGGGACGAAACGAACCUUUAGCGGAGUAGACCUGGGACCAGAGACUUGUACAUAUGCACUUGUGUGCGCCAACUCCACCACGGUCAUGUUUACGGAAAGCGGCGGCGUGUUCCCGGGGAGCGCCUCGCCGCUCGUCCUGGAGACGCGCGAGGGGACGUAAGCCAUGGGUGGUGUUGUGGCGUCGGGCUCCGUGGUGCCAGACCACCCGAAGUCGAGCUACCCUCCGCCAGGGAGGCGUUAGCCGCGAUCGCAGGUGAAGACAGGCCCCCCCCUCGUUUACCCCAGGCACUCCCCCACCACCGCCACCCCUGCCCCCCCCCCCCCCGCGUGGAUAAGCCACUGCAUGGGUCGUUUCAUUUGGCGAGUGUUCAUGAUGGGGUGUCUUGCAUGAGAGGAGCUCCCCCCAUGGACGCCCAACAGCACUGCACGCUACACCACGGUGCAGCCUGAGAAAACUGCAGAAGCCUUUCACUUUUUUUAUUAGCAAGUGUUACAUUUAAUUUGUUGUCUUUGGUGUCAGGAAUUGACGAUCAUUUCACCAGUGUUGUUACCUCCGAUUACAUAAUGUUACUGCAUUUUUGUACUUAUUAUGUUGGUGUAAGUUAUGGCCGAUGGGUUGUGCACAGAGCCAGAAGUACGAGUGUGCUUUGCGAUGCAAGUAUCGUUAAGGAAUCGUAAAGAUUGCCAAUUAGUGUUCAGGAAAUAUAUCCAAAGGGCCUCAAGCCACUCGGAGAGUACCGUGUGGUGUGUGUCUCGGAUAAUUGUACCAGACUGACAUUUUAUCAAGAGGAGGAGUGUUUUAAGAUGUCGUUUUACAGGAUACCUUUGGACGGGGCGGUGGUUGUGUGUGAGAAGCAAGAGCAUGGAUAACGUCAAUUUCAAUUGAGAUGAUUCAUUUGUUUGUAUUCGGUCACAGGAGUUUGACGUUUGAAGUGUGGUGCUGUCUGACAUGGGGGUUUUUAAGGCCGUCUUCUUUGUCAGCAUCACAUCGGAUUCUGCUGCUGUGGCAAAUUCACUUGUGUCCCACUGAGGUCGUCACCACAACAAGUCACUGCAGGAGAAACCUAUCACUUCCAGCACAAUGUUUCUGCGUUUUACAGAGAUUACAUCACUUUUGCUUUGUCUUGCAAACUCCACAAUGCUAAAUUCGCGUUACAUCGGCAUUUGGUGCUGGAAGAUCAAUUUCGAGCUGAACUUUGUGGCCUAGUGUGCGUUCUUGUGGCUUUCUUGCCACUGUUGUGAAGGUGGCUUGCUACAUGACGUGUUCUGAACUCUAUGAUGGUUGUGGAGGCAGCUCCCACAAUCGGUCUGUCGCCACGCACAAGCACAUGCUAAUACGCAGCCUUCACACUCGUGGCUGCCUGUUGGUAAUGAGAGUUUUGCUUCUUGUGGGAGGAAACUGGAGCCCAGAGAAAAAAAUCACCGCACACAGGGGGGAGGGGUUGACACUCAAAGCUCUGCACAGAUAUCAAGAAUCCAUUGCUGUACUUCCAUCUUUUCAUCUCCAGGCCAUCUCGCGGCCAACGGCAACUCUACGACACCUAAAUAUUCCCAAGCAGUCUAUCUUUCAAGUACUACCCAGGCUGCACUAUGGCAUUGGACAUUCUUUUAUUUGGGGGGGAUGGAGAGGGGAUAAAUAUCCCCUGGGAAUGAAGAAUGAAAGUGCAGGCACAGUGAUUAAAAUAAUCUGCGCCAGGGAAAUCUUUCCAUCAACUUGCACUCUGGUAUCAUGCUGGAUGCUGCAGGGCUGCUUGCCAUUUGAUCACUUUCCUGGUGGCACACUCCACUGAAUACUCGUGUGAGCCUAGUACGAGCUGCCUGGACAUUGGUGCUGGUGUUUUUCUUUAGGCAGUCAGACAUUUGUGUUGGUUUUGCCUUGGCAUAGAACUGUGAUGAAGCAAUGGUUUGUGCAAAGAGUACGCAACCUUGGAUAGUCGUGUGACCCCGAAUCUGAUUCUAAGUUGUAACGGCAAUCAGAUUCCGGCAACUUAUUUUUCUACAAUGGUAUGGCAAUCAUUGCCGGUAACGUUUCCCCGGCAAUAAUCGCUUUAAAAUCGCCCCUGAUUCAUCAUGACUUUCACGAUGCAAGGUGACCAACACGUCAGCCAGUGGAGCAUUCACCUGGCUUGAUUCACAAAAUUCGUUCCGAGUAGCACCUUCCAGGCAAUUCGGUUGCCUUGCUUUGCUUUUUUGGAGACAUUCUGGUGUGGGAUUAGAGAUGUCCUUGCAGGGAUGUUGAGAGGCGCUGGGGCUGGUUGCAUCAAACACCCUGGGUAAGCCCCCCCCUCCACCCUCAUUGUGCUGCUUUACAUGAGAAGUGGGAACUUCCAGUUGUGUGUUUAAUGCGACUGGGCCACUGCCCCAACCACUUUGCCGUGCCACUGAGGCCCCCAGGUUGUGGUGGGGUGACAUGGGUGCUUUGCGGUGAUGAGGGCCGAAGCUGUGGUUUUAAAACAAUCGCGCGAAAGUGAUGAAAAUGCACAGACUUUGUGCAUUACGCUAAAAGAAACAUCAGUUCUUGAAGAACUGCGCUGUGGUACUCUUGUCUUAGGGGCCGUACAUAAAUAACGUCAUGCACGGGGGGGGGGGGGGUGAGACAUUUGUGACGAUGUGUGACGAGGGAGGGGGGGGUUAAGAACUGUGGCGUCACAUCAAAAUGCGCAACUUUAAAUAAAUAUAGACAACACGUUCUACUUAAUUAAAUAGACUUUUUAAUAAAUGUUUUCUCCUACAACAUCAGAGUGCAGCGCCACAUUAAAUACGCACUACAAUGACAAUAGUUUGAAGCGAUUUGAAGCAUGUUUUAUAUAUUUUGGGGGGGGGGGGGGGGGGCAGAGCUUUGUGACGUCAUAUUUGAGGGGGGGGUCUGACUUUUUGUGACGAAGGGGGGGGGGGGGGUCAAAAAUCGUCCAAAAUCGCGUGAUGUCAUUUAUGGACGGCCCGUUAGGCCACCAUCGAAAUAAAUUCGAGUAAAUGUGACCAGCUGAGAGCAGCAGUGAUGCACUGAUGGGGGACACCUGGGGACCCGCACCGUCGUUACUCUCCCGUGAUGGGAUUGUCUCAUCGUUUACAGAUUUGAUGGUGUCCGCUUGUUGAUUCACCUCGUCAUUGUCAUCGCGACUCAGAAGCUGUCACGACAAGUCGCCCUUCCAGAAUUUGUAUAUUCCUCUGGGUCUUGUGUUUUUAACGCUUUGCUUGCAUGUAUAAAGGCACCCGUUGGUGUAUUUUUGUAUGUUUUAUGAAGCAAGGUCAGAGUUUGAACAAAGUCUGAAAUGCAGUUAAACAUGUACGCCGUGCGGAGACCGUUCGGAAUCGUCACUUUAACAGCGAGGGAACCCGUCGCGUUGUAAAUAGGCCCCGCAUCCGCUGAGCAUCUCGUGUUUUUUAUGUACAUGUCCAAGUUUGUAAUGAAUUUUAUCAGUAUCAAUGUUUUAAUGUAUCUCCCUACUGCCGAUGCUUAAUCUCAAUGCUAUAAAUUAAAGUCGAACGAGGUGA